Molecule: messenger RNA, 891 nt
Organism: Peronospora matthiolae
Lineage: Eukaryota; Oomycota; Peronosporomycetes; Peronosporales; Peronosporaceae
Source: the annotation of a GenBank genome assembly
AUGCCGCCCAAGCCAGCUGUCGCUGCCGAGCGGCUCAGGAAGGAGCUGAGAGCCCGAAAAGCCCGCGCGGAAGCGCUUAAGCAUCUGGAAGCUACCAGUAGCGGUCCAAGCCAAAAAGAAUUGGCUCAACAGCAGCAACUGAGGCAGAAACAGACAGCCAAUGGCACGUCUGCUGCAGCUCAGCGUCGACUGCAUGGCGGGCAGCCGCAGGCGCCUUCAGCUGCUACUAGAUUCGACCCUCGCGUUAGGGACAACACGUUGCACGCAUUGGCCGUGCGACGGGCCCAGGCUCUUCAGAAGACGCACGAGAUCGAGCAAAUGACGGAGAGCUACCGUGUCGAUGUGAAGACGACAGAAUAUAACGCCUUACCACGUGGAUGGCAGCAACACAUGAUCGACUCUAGAUCUGGUGAGUCGUAUUUUUGGAACGAGACGACCAAUGAGACGAUGUGGGAGCGACCUGGGAGUUUGUCAAUGCAGAGCCACGCGGUAGCAGCUGCUGGGUCUACCACUAGUGCAGGACACUUGCCCGAUGGAUGGGAAGCAGUGCCGGAUGCAGCAAGCGGUGACGUUUACUACUGGAACCGAAAGUCGAACGAGACGACGUGGACGCGGCCGACUUUACGAAAGGCAUCAUUAGUGCAAGCGCUUCAGGCGAAAGCAAAGCUUGAUAACAUCCUGAAGGACUGUGGGAAAGCUAAAGCUGUUGACUCCUGCUCGAGUUCAACUACAAAGCCAGGUAAGGAAAGGACCGAUCCGCCUACAGCAGCGAGUGCUGGUGUAGCAUCCUGCAAGCGACGUGCUGCAACAAAUGAGUGUUCUGAAAAGGGUGAGGACAAAAGGCGGAAACGUUCUGAGCGCGAUGGUGAGACCACCAUGUCAAUGGAAUGA